GGGAUUGGUCCUCACAGGACACUGUACGAGCGCCUGCGUAGUUGAGAGCUGUACAGCGGGUAAUGAUGGCGGCUCUCAGUGCCCGCUGGGUGAGAAGUCUGACCCGCAGAGCCGCCUUGGGAGCGUACUCAGUGAGUGGGGAUCAUGGUGCUUCGCUGGUGCAGAGAUCGGCAGUAAGAGCAGCAUCUGGGGCUGCAAAGAAUGAUUUGCCAGGACCAUAUCCAAAGACGCCAGAAGAAAAAGCAGCUGCAGCUAAGAAAUACAACAUGAGGGUGGAAGACUAUGAACCCUACCCAGAUGAUGGAAUGGGCUUUGGUGAUUAUCCAAGGCUCCCUGAGAAAUCUCAGCAAGAAAGAGACCCAUGGUACUCUUGGGAUCACCCUGACCUUAGAAGAAAUUGGGGGGAACCAAUGCAAUGGGACUUUGACAUGUACAUCAGAAACCGGGUUGAUACUUCACCCACACCUCUGCCAUGGAAUACUAUGUGCAAAUACCUGUUUGGAUUUAUUGGGUUUAUGCUCUUCAUGUUCUGGGUUGGAGAGAAGUAUCAAGUUUAUCCUCCUGUGGCACCUAAGCAAUAUCCAUACAACAAUCUAUACCUGGAAAGGGGAGGUGAUCCUGCUAAAGAUCCUCCAGAAGUUAAAAAUUAUGAAUUCAAAUGAUUUCAUAUUGUGAUGGAAUCUGUACAGCUCUUACUGAAAUACAAUAAAUAUAGGACCUUUAAUAUUUA
This is a messenger RNA of Xenopus tropicalis (tropical clawed frog), 730 nucleotides long. RefSeq names its product NADH:ubiquinone oxidoreductase subunit B8 (gene ndufb8). Gene Ontology annotation, cellular component: mitochondrion; mitochondrial inner membrane. NCBI's taxonomy places the organism in Eukaryota, Metazoa, Chordata, Amphibia, Anura, Pipidae. The transcript has 5 exons. Gene Ontology annotation, biological process: mitochondrial electron transport, NADH to ubiquinone. Bases 63 to 662 code for a protein of 199 amino acids. The record is from RefSeq and is a predicted model, not a curated record.